CGCACAGGGGAAGGAAAUACCGUGCUUUUGGUGAAAGAUUGUUCCUCUGGAUACAAAAUGGAUGAUCUAGCAAACUUAGUGUUUCCUGGUCAGCAAGUUGCUGUGACGUGGGAUGGCAGUUCCUCCACAGAAGCUCUGAAGGAGUUUGUAUCAAAGUUGCAGGAGGUAGUGGCACCACGGGGCAAGGUCUCUGUUGAGAACAUAGAGCGACUGCUGCUUUCUGCUCACGCUGAUUCAAGUUUUGAUGCCAUUCUGCUUGGUAUGGUCCAAGGAACUCAGUGCAUACACAGCUCUGAAGUACUUGCAGAGGUUGCCCGAAUCUUGAAGCCUGGUGGGGCACUGAUCAUACAAGAGCCAGUGGCAGCCGGAGCUGGGGCUCAGCUCAGGACUCCAGAACACCUCUCCUCUGUGCUUAAACUAUCUGGAUUAACUGAAGUUACACAGCUGCUGCAAGAGCCCCUAAACCCUGAACAGAAGCAAGGAGUUGUUGAGCUGCUAGGAUACAAUGGGAAUGAUGUUAGCACUAUCAGAAUAAGGGCAAAGAAACCCAACUAUGAGGUGGGAUCUUCUCGGCAACUGUCACUCCCUAAACGCAAAACAGCAGAAAAACCAUCUGUGGAUCCAGCUGCUGCAAAACUCUGGACUCUGUCAGCUAGUGACAUGAAUGAUGAUGAUGUGGAUAUUUUAGACUCGGACGAGCUUCUAGACCAAGAGGACCUGAAGAAACCUGCCCCAUCUUCUCUGCUUGCCAGCGGAUGUGGGGAAGGAAGUGAUAAGAAGCGGAAAGCCUGCAAGAACUGCACUUGUGGAUUAGCAGAAGAGCUGGAAGCAGAAAAGACUCCAAGCACUGUCCCAAAAGCCGCACCAUCGGCAUGUGGUAAUUGUUACCUAGGCGAUGCUUUCCGCUGUGCUAGUUGUCCAUAUCUUGGAAUGCCAGCAUUUAAACCAGGAGAGAAGGUGUUAUUGAAUCCUACAAAACUGCAAGAUGCCUAGUCCCGAAAUGUCUGCCUUAGAACUUUUUCCUAUGUACAUUUUUUGUAGAAUACUACGUUUGUUAAAAUUAUUAAAGGCAGUUACGAACUUGUUUUAGAUUUUUAAAGCAUUCAAGAUGAUAGGAUAGUUAAUUGUCUUCAACAAAUAUACAAUGCUACAUAGAACAUAUUGAUGGUAAUUGUAGUAGGGCUUUAUCAAGUGUGCCUUGGACAGUGCAGUUCUCAGUACACUGAUUAUAUAAUGGUAAUGUGUUUGGGCUCCACUGAGAACCCCAAGAUGAUUCCUAGUGGCAAAUAGUUGCAUUAUCAAAGACAUAGUCCUGCUACAUAUCAAAUAUAUAUAUGAUAUGUAGCAGGACUAUAUCUUUUGGACAACUUGACCACAUCUGGCUCCAGCCUCGGCUAUGGCAUUGUUUUGUGAACAUUUAAUAUAAUAAAACUAAGAUACAAAAUUUUCCAGAUAAAGUAUGUCAAAUGUGUAACAACAGUGUGGCAUACCACUCUGUAUAAUGCAGAUUAAAGUGUUAUAAAUAUUCUAAAAUAAA
Xenopus laevis (African clawed frog) is the source of this 1537-nucleotide messenger RNA. It is a transcript of the gene ciapin1.L, whose product is annotated as cytokine induced apoptosis inhibitor 1 L homeolog. Gene Ontology annotation, cellular component: nucleus; cytoplasm; mitochondrial intermembrane space. Gene Ontology annotation, biological process: hemopoiesis; negative regulation of apoptotic process; iron-sulfur cluster assembly. The record is from RefSeq and is marked provisional. Gene Ontology annotation, molecular function: 2 iron, 2 sulfur cluster binding; iron-sulfur cluster binding; electron transfer activity. NCBI's taxonomy places the organism in Eukaryota, Metazoa, Chordata, Amphibia, Anura, Pipidae.